AUGAAUAUAUCUUCAUCUUAAACGGUUGCUUAAAAAGGGGCUAUUAAAAUGGGCCCUAAAGAAUAUAACGAAAUAAAAUAAAAAAUAGGAAAACUGCUUGCUAUACCAGACUAGGAAUAGAACGAAAGUAAUACAGAAUCACAAUAAAAUAGGGAUUAUUAAAUAGCAAAAUAAAUAGAAGAUAUAAAUAAUUAUGAUAAUAUUAGAUCUAUAACUCCAAGUAGCAAUACAUUAUCUAUAGAUAGUAUUCAUUCAAAGACUAAACUUUAAUUUAAUGGUUAAAUUAUUUUUUCUCCUUAGAGCGAUAUGAAAGUGGUUUAAUCAGUUUAAAAUUUAAGCAAAAAUGGCUCACCUAAAUCAUUUUACAUAAACAAUAUGUAAAAACCUAAAACUGAAUAAACAAAUAGAAGGAGAAAUUAUUCUUAGGCAGUAACUCCAAUAAUCAAAGAAGAAGAAGAAACUUAGACAUAAAUCAAGCAGAUUCCUUAAACAUCUGAAAACAAAAAAGAUAAAAUCGUUGAAGGUAGUUUACUUACAAGGAAAAAUGAAGUUUAAUACAUCAAUCACUUGAGAAAAGCUUAAACCAAAUUGAGUUUUCAUGAUCAUAUGAAUUAUUUAGAAUUAGAUUCUCAUAUCCAUGAAUUAUGCGAUUAAUAAAGUCUUUUUACAAACAGAAAUGUUAUAUAUAACUUGAAUGAUAAAGAUGGCAAUAUUAUUGUUCCUAAAAAAUACGAUGAUUUCCAUGUGACUGAAGGCAUUGUGCCUUACGCAUUUGACUAAAUAAUAGAAAAGUAAAAAGACUAACUUUCUUAAUAGAUUUCUGAGAAGGCUUAUCAAAAUUAAUAAAAAUAAGGCCAACAACUUUCAAUUAACGAAUAAAAAACUCAAAAACCAAUACUUAAAGCUAAAAGUUUUUCAACAAUUUCAUAUUUAGCUAAAACAAACUAAAUUUCAGUUUAAAAUAAUAAUCCUUAAAAUACUUUACCACAAUCUUCUUAAAGAUCAUCAGUUUAUAGUUUUUAAUCAAGUCCAAAAGAUAUGUUAGCAACAACAUUUACCUAAACUAUGACUGGAGGACCUCCAAAUACUUAAAUAUAGAAUAAUGUAAAUCUAUUAACUUCUGCUCAUAGCAAAUCAACUUAUAGGCCCCAUACUUAGCAAGGAUUUAAUAAGACCGGAUUAAAAUUUCAUGAAAUUUCUUAGCAUCAGGUACCAUCAAAAAGCUAGUCAACUAAAAAUUUCAUGCUAUAAUUGCUUUAAGGAAAUAAUUCAAAAAAUAGUAUAGAUUUAAACUUGAAAACUAAAUAAAAUUCAUAAGAUAUAAUUAAUAAGAUUGAUUUAUCAGCAUAAAAACCUAAGCCAGUUUUUGCAGAACAAAAAAAUAAGUUAUAGAAAAGAUAAGAAGUUCUUAAUGUAAAGAAAUGGAUGGAGGACAAAUUAGAUGAGCUUGUAAAAACAGAUAAUUUAAGUAUAAAUUAAGUUUUUACUUACUAUUAAAAUGUAUUCUAAGCAUCUAUUAGUGAGAUAUUGAGAUAGAUUGCUUCUGAGUGCAAAGAAAGAAGUCAGCUACUGCAAGAAAUUUGGGAUAGCUAAAUAUCAAUGAGCGAAAAAAUAUUUAUAAGCCUAAGUAAAGAGAAUAACAAAAUUGAAAAAAAAUCAUUAGAGUAAAUAAAUUAAUUGCAUAAGAACUAUCAAAAUGAAUUAUAGAAACAAUUCCAAAUGAUUGAUGAUCGAAAUUAGUUAAUUGCUGAUUUAAAAAAGCAGCUUUAACAGUCUGUUACGGAAGGCAGAAUAAAUAGAAAAAAAGGUUAAAAAGUUGAGAAAAAUUAUAAAAUAAUAAAUAACCAAAUAAAUUAAUUGCAAGAAGAGUACAAUCUACUUUUCUAAGAAAAUUUGGCUUUGCUGAUGAAUCAAAAUAAAAUAGAUUGGUAAACAGCCUUAAAAGAAAAGAAAAAAAUGUUGGAAGAAAUAAACCUAAAUAGAAAAAUGAGAAAUGAUUUAAUUAAGGUUGGGGAGAGCUUUAAAAAAGAGAAACUUACAUUAGAAGAAUAAAUGAAGAAACACGAAAUAGAUGAGAUUGUUAGAUAAUUUGUUAUAGAUAGAGAGUCUAACAUGCCUGUAACUAGUAAAAAGAUAGAAGAAGAGGAGGAGGAGGAAUAAGAACAUAUGGAUGAAUAAGAUAACGAAUUAGAUGAAAAUAAGUAACUAGUUUUAAAAGAGUUCUGGAAGAAUCAAUCUACUGAUACAAAUGAUUUAAGAGAAGUGAAAAAUGCUGAAACUAACACACAAGUUUUUUAAUUUUCUGAUGGAUAAACUCAAACGAAAAGAACAAAAUUAAAAGAAAAUGGAACUUAGGUUUACAUUUCAGUUGAGUCAGCUGACUAAAAUAUUCAAACUGAAACUGAAUGCUAUAACGUAUUCUGCUAAACUGUGCAAGUUGAUGUUAUGGAUAUAAUGGUUUAAUGUGAUUUAAUUUAAGAAAUAUAAUAAAAUGAUUCAGAAAGAAGGAUAAAAUAAGAGCUAAAAAAAGAACGUUCCAAUUUCAAAAAUAAAAAAGGGAGUUAGGUAAAGAAAAGAUAGUAAAUGCAAGCUUCUCAAAAUUCAUAGUAGUCUAUUGAAUAAUAAUCUUAAGAUAGUAAUGAUCUGAGUAUAAUUUAUACAGAUUCUGCUAAUGAUACAGAAGCUUUUAAAAGUGAUGAAAUCUUACAAACCAAAAGGAAAAACCAAAAAAGUAAUUUUCAGGCAGAGAAUAAUAGUAGAUAUUUACAAUAGAUUUAAAAUUAAUAAGAAUCAAGUGAAGAUGACUCUAAAUCUUAACGUUCUUAAUCUUUAAAUAGUUCAAGAUUGAGUAAAAGCAAUAAAAAUUCAUCAAAUAUAAGCUCAAAAUAUAAAGAAAAAGAUAAACCUUCUUCAAAUUACUUUAUUACAGGGCUAGAUGAUAUAGAAAACAAAGAUCUAAGUGUUGAGAUUGAUAAAAGAACUAAAAGUAUUUUUUCACCUAAUCAAAGAUAAACAAAUCUUGUAAAAUAAUUAAAAUAAAAAAGUAAAAGUAAGCCAAAAAGCAAAGAUUCUUCACGAUAAAUGCUAACAAAAGAAUAAGAAAGAAAAGAAACAAGUUUAAAUUCUUCAAUUAUAAGUAAUUUAGAUGAAAAUAAGGUCAAAGAAGUUAAGGACCUAUUUAAUGAUAAAGAAAAUAUCUCUAAAUCUGACAAUAUUUUAAAAAUUUAAGAAUUAGUGGAUUAAACUGUAAAUAAAAGCUAAUAAUUGUCUGAUAAACUAUAAAAAGAAGUUUAAAAAUAUCAAUAGAUAAUUAAGGAAAAAGAAGAAGAAAUCAAGUAAUCUAAAAAAUACUAGAUAUAGCUUAUAGCCAAAUUGGAGAAGCAACAAAAGGAUUCUAAAACUGCAGAUAAAAAGGAUAAAAAAUAAGCUAAUUCCCAAUUUAAUAAAAAGAUAAGCAUUCAUAUUGAAAAUGAGGACUUAGAUACUUCAUAAAUCUCAGAAAGAUAGGGAGGUGAUGGUUCUUCAGGUAGAAAUAGUUUGUUUAAAGAAAAAUAUCAAAGUAAAAAAUAGGCUAAAUAAUAGAAAAAUAAUUUUAAUUAAACUAAAAAUUUUACUAGCUAUCUAUCAAGCGCUUCUGAAUAGGAAAAAAAAAUAGAGAAUAUGGUAAGAAAUGCAAGUAGUUAAGGAAAUCAUAUCUCAUCUGACUCCUAAAAAGGUAGUAUAAAGCAUCCUUUUAACAGAAAAUAAAGCAAAUAAACAAGUAUUUUCAGUAAUUCUGCACAAAAGAAGGAAUUGAGCAAUUCUCAAGCAGGUAGCUAAAAUACUAUCUCGAAUUCAAUCAUUUAAUAAGAAAAUAAUGUGCAAAGUGCUGAAGAAAUAUUUGAGACUUUCUCAGGAGACAGAGCAAUUCACACUGAAUAACUAAUAUAAGAUACAGUAGAAGAGCAAAGCUAAAUGAUUCAAAGAAAUUUCAAAGUUUCAAAGCUAAAUCUUAACUUCACUAAAAAAGAAAGUAGAAGAGCAUCCAUUAAUUCUGACAUUUCUACUCCAAAAUCAAAUUAAGCUUACACAGGUCAUUAUUCAUUAUUUAGUGGACAUCAGUCACAAUAAAAAUCUCCUUAUUCUUCAUUGACCUCUUAGUAAAAAAAAAUGAGUAUUUAGGAUGUAAAUUCCCCUUAAUCUGGUAAGCCUAAAAAAUUAAGUCUAUUAAAUGGUAGUUUAAUUUAUCCUUAAUAAGGAUAAUUAGAUAGCCCAAGAUCAUCUAUUUUUUCAAACUCACCUUCAUAAAACAGCAGAUCUUAAAACAAGCAGUAUUCAAUCAACAUUGAAGCAGCUUUAUAGCAAAAAAAUAGGAUAUCGAGUUUAAUUAAUGAUAUAAAAGCACCUAAAAAUGCUCUUAAAUACAUGCCUUAAAUCCUCAAAAUGAUUAACAGUAUUGUACAAGAUAAUUUCAAGUGCCUUAAAAAUCACUAAUAAAUCUUAAAUCCUCUCUAUGUUUAAAUGUAUGAAUAUUUUUUAUACCUCUUCGGUUUGAGAAAGGUAGCAGAACUGAAAAUGAUUUCAGUUAUAGAGUAGUGCAUGCUAAUGUAAAAUGAAUACCCAUAAAUAAAUCUUUUUAUGAACCUUUAUUUUAAUGACUUUAGCUGUGUAGAUCUUCAUUUCUUUUGCAAAACUUACAUGCAUUUAUGCGAAAACAUUUAAUAAGUCAGAGUAGAAAAAAGUACAACUAAUAAAUAUAAAAUACUAACAACAAUUCCUCAAGUGCUAAAAAAGGAAUAAUAUUAAAGAGAAGUUCUUGAUCAAAUAAAAAAUUUUGAAUAAAAAAUGAAUUUAUAGAAAAAUAAUGAAAACGAUCAAGAUAAUCAUAAAAAGCUAGAUAAUAUAGAUCUUUUACAAAUAAACAACUUAUCUACAGAAAUGAUAAAUGAGCUUAAUUAACAGAAGUAUGAUGUAUUUGAAAUCAUUCAAUUCUUUAUGAAUACUUUUAAAUAAAAAAAACUAUAAUUAUAAGAAGAAUAUAUGGCAUUAUUUUAUGCAAUAUCGUCUAAUAUGGAAAAAGCCUUCAUAGAUGAAGAAGGUGUUUAAUUAUUAUCAUUUGUUGCCAACUUAGAUGAAUAGAAACAAUAGGUACUAAACACCAAGUUUAAGAGUAAAUCAAUAAUGAAUGAAAUGGGUUUUGAGCAAUUUAUACUAUUGGCCAAUGAAUAAAACUAAUUUAAAACAUAGUAAAUAUUAGAUAUUUACCCUGACCAAGUUAAACCACUAUAAGAAAUAAAAGAAUUUUGGGUCGCAAACAAACAAAAAUAUGAAGAAAAAGUUUAAAUAACUGAAUAUUAUAAUAUAUUUACCAAAAACAUAAUGGAAAAGCUUGAUAUAUUAACAUAACUGAUGGAUUAAGAAUAAGCAGAUAUAAAUGAUAAUAGUUAUUUAAAAAGACAUGAGUAAUCCUUCCAAAUUUGCUUUAUAAUAAUAAAUAAAAUAUAUCAAAUAUGA
This is a messenger RNA of Tetrahymena thermophila SB210, 5493 nucleotides long. RefSeq lists its product as hypothetical. Lineage: Eukaryota; Ciliophora; Oligohymenophorea; Hymenostomatida; Tetrahymenidae. The record is from RefSeq and is a predicted model, not a curated record. The transcript is spliced from 4 exons.